UUGCUAAAUCCCCCCCUUAAUAAGACUGUGGCAGGCCAGAGAUUCUUAAAGGAACCGCUGCAGGCCUGACACUCAUCUUUUUCACUGAAGUUGCCAGGAAUCGAACCUGAACUUUUCAACAUUCACAAGGCAUAUUACACUCUAAAUGCCCUCAUUCUUCUUGUCCCAGUUGUCACAGCUUUGGUCUGGCCAUAAUGGCCGUCGUCUCUACUGCCGGUCAGGAGGCUUUCUUUGCAUCAAGCAAGGAAAUUGUCGUUUCCUUACGAUCGACAAAGAGUCCUUCCUAUCUUCACCACCCCUUCACGGUGGCUUUGGCCCCAUAGGGCCUCCUGGCAAGCAGAUAUCGGCUGGGUUUCACAGAGCCCUGGUAGCCAUGUCUAUCCCACUGUGAAGCCAACUGAUCAAUCAGUAAAUGUCCUCAUUCUUAAUCCUACCAAUAUACCAAUUGCUUUGUGGAAUUGCUUUGUGUCAAUCUGAGCACAGCAACAGGAAUGAAAAAUAUAUAAGGGAUUCAUCUCUAUCAGUGAACCUAUUUGUAACAUGAAGCCCAUUUAUAGAUUUUUGGCAAACCCUAUAGAAGCACGAUUACUAGUAUGGUUGAUUUGUUCUUUGUUAGAUCUCUACCUCAAGACCUGAAAUCAUUGGGAGUUGGACUCAUGAUGCUUGCGAUAAGAUCAUUGGGUGGAAUUCUAGCCCCAGUUUAUUUUGGUGCAGUGAUUGACAUGACUUGCUUGAAGUGGGGCAGUAACCCUUGUGGCCAAAAAGGAUCCUGUAGGAUAUAUGAUGCAGUACAAUACAGGUAUUCCUUCUACGGUCUAAUAGCUGCCUUGAGAGUGCCGUCUUAUCUGCUGGGUUUCCUCUUCUACCUGCUUACGAAGAAAAGCCUUAGAGAGCAAGAGGCCAAGGAGGCUGAAAACGAAUGCAAAGAAGAGGCCCUUCUGAAUGAAGAGAUAAAACUAACGGGCACCGAACUUUCAGCACGUCGUUCAGAUGCAGACAUGAAUACCUGCCUCUAGCCAAGCGAACGGAGCACAGACCAAGGGUAGAGGACAAAGGACUGUAAGAACCUGCCAAAAGGUUCCUUGCAACUCUUAGAACCACCGCUGGCUGUAGCCGCUGAAAAAUGGCGGCAUUGCUUCCCAGUCACUUUCAAGAAGGAGAGUUGCCCCAUUAAGGCUAAUCAGUAUUCCUUCCGUAGUCCAAGUCCCCCCCCCCCAAAAAAAAAGUAUUUGUUUCUCCUGCCCUUUUACAAAGCGGAACUUUGAAAGGCAAAGAAGCCCCCGUUUUGUGCGGUCUUAUGAAAAAAGAAAUUAUGACACCUGGAUCAUUGGUUGCACUAAAGUACUGGUAAUAUUGAAUUCUGGAACGGAUACAAAAGAUACUUUGUACCCUCAGUUUGAAACCUUUCUGCUUCGAUUUUGCAGUCCCUCUCUCCAAAAAUAAAUAAAUA
This is a messenger RNA of Thamnophis sirtalis, 1450 nucleotides long. The record is from RefSeq and is a predicted model, not a curated record. NCBI's taxonomy places the organism in Eukaryota, Metazoa, Chordata, Lepidosauria, Squamata, Natricidae.